Messenger RNA from Tupaia belangeri chinensis (Chinese tree shrew), 4617 nucleotides. RefSeq names its product testis and ovary specific TOPAZ 1 (gene TOPAZ1). The transcript is spliced from 20 exons. Bases 83 to 4570 code for a protein of 1495 amino acids. NCBI's taxonomy places the organism in Eukaryota, Metazoa, Chordata, Mammalia, Scandentia, Tupaiidae. Gene Ontology annotation, biological process: spermatocyte division. The record is from RefSeq and is a predicted model, not a curated record.
GCCAGGAAUCGACCUGGUAAGAAAGGAAUCAUUAACUAGUUUGGAAUCUUCCCAAACAGUGGAGUGCAGUGAAUUUCAAAGUAUGGCUUUCUUGCAGUCUUUGGGUAAGGAAGGUUGGCUGGAAGGUAUUAAGAGAAGAAUUCGAAUUAAAAAAUGUAAAAGCGUAGAAAGCUCACCUCUCAAAAUAACUGAAAAUGAGGCAACACAAAAUAUUAAGGUUGAAUUCCAAGAAGAACUGUACAAGAAUGCUCCAAAAUAUACAUGUAAUGGCUUGUCUCCUGGAGUAGAAAGUAAUUCCAUUUUAAAAUUACAUGAUUGCAAUUGUUUCCCCCAUUCCAAGGGUUGUAAUGAUGAAAACAACUUUGCAUAUAAACCCAAUGGUGGAUGUAUUCAUGUAGCAGAAAAUUCCUCAAAGUUAAAGAAAGAAAACCUUAAGAGUCUGGCAGAAAAGAGUGACCUAAAUAGUAUUCCUCAGUUCUUACAAACUGAAGAAAAUUUAGUGGAAAUAAACAAGUUACUGCUUGAAGAAAGUGAUGUAUACAAAAAUAAUGGCUUGCUUUCCUGCCUUCAAAGUGAAAAACAUAAAUAUUCAACAGAGGAGAGUAAUGUUGGAAGAAAACCCAGAAAGAGGAUGAGGUUGUCUGAAAAAGGAAAUGAAAUGGUCAUUGAGAUGAAUUUCUCUAAUGUGUGUAACAAGUCUGAGCUCUUGCUGCAAGAAAACCAAAUGGGUGGCGAAGGUAAAGAAACAGAGACUUUAGAGGCUAAGAGAAGUCCUCUAAAAGUUUUGAGGAAAGCAAACCAUGACACACUCUCUCCAAUGGAUCAUUUAUUUAGUGUCCCAGAAACAGUAGGGAAAAAAAAAAGUCCUGGCCAUCACGUUAAUGCCAUGUUUCAAAAAACCCGUGAGACGUUGUUGAAAGAACAAACAAAGAGUGCCUCAGAGCUCCUAGGAUGUAAAAACAAAGAGCCAGAAGAGUGCUUGAGGUUGAUGAAAAGUUCCAUAGCGAAAUCAUCUAGUGACUGCCAUCAGGUUGAAAAAAGGUCUUCACGGGAAGACUUGAGAAAGGAAGCCGAAGAAGCAAAGUUAAGCUGUCACAGAACAAUACCAAUGACUGGCAAACGGACUUGGCCUUAUUAUUCAUGUGCUAGAGUAUCUGCCUAUUGUUGGAGAAAGUCUGCUUUGUCCAAAUCAGAUUUUCUUCUUGGGUCUCAGGAAAGUUUUAAACAAGAUGAUUUUCUUAAACAUCAAACAGACCAGACUUAUGUAACUGAUGCCAGAUUAUUGUCACAAAGUUCCUUAGCAGAAGCAAACUUUGACUCCUCUGGUACAGAAAAAUUAAAUUUGAUAAAUAGUCUGUCUUCAGUGUCUGCAGUAGAACCAGCCCUAAUGGUUAUGAAGGAACCUAUAAUCAAUGAUGAUGAAAAGGUAAAGUCUGAAGAACCAAGCCUAAGUGGGUCAGAGGUAGUUUCUAGUACUACUGAAGAUAUUCAGCUAGGAAACGCGACUCAAAGCUUAACAGGAAGUAAAAAAAGAGAUAGAGGGAAUUUAACAAAACUUAAGUUGACAAUGGCUUCCCAGGAUGGCCAGGAAGCAAGUAGCUCUAUGGGCAAAAGUAUUCAUCGAAAAGCGUGCGUUGCUAAGCCAACAUUUGUGGAUCCAGACUUGGUUAAAAUACUGAACACAGGACGGCUGGCUAAUUUUAAAAUUCCUUUACUUAAGAAUAAGACAGAAAAAGGAAAAGUAAAUGCUAAGUCAUCAGAGAGAGAUGCUUAUAGCCCCUUAGAACUUCUUGACAGCUUACCCGGAGCAGAUGUAAGACAGAGCAGGAGUAAAGAAAAUGUCUCCAUGGCAACUUCAGGACCCCAAUCUUUGAGCAAAUCCUGUAGCAUUUCUCCAGGCUUUACCAAGCAAGGUAAUGAUAACAAACCAUCUAAGCACAUCUCUGAACCAGGCAAUGUUAUUUCUAAUAAAAAAGCUGUUUCUCUCACACUUGAAGAUAAUACUUGUGACCCUGGGUAUAUAGAGAAAAGUCUUUCCUUCUGCUCUAAUGGACAAGCGACAUUCAAAUCAGUUUCCUCUGAAGUUGGCAAAAAAAUGACAAAGAGCUUCUCAGAACUCAAAGUCGGGUUUCCAGAUAUUCUUAAAGCAUAUGAAGAUGAUGUCCUUUUAAUUGAUGUCAUUCAGGAUGACCCAGAUCUCUUUGGAGUCUCCUGUGAUGGGGAGCUCUCAUUUACCUCAGAGGUCCCCAUAAUAAGCCAGGAGCCCAUUGUUGCUGAAGAGCACCAAUCAACAGACUCCAAGCACAUGGAACUUCCGGGGGGAAAUGAACCAAGCUAUGAUUCAAGAGAACUUCCUGAACUGGGUCCUGGACUGACGAAGUCAAAGAUCUGUGCUCCCUUGUCAGCAGCACAAGAGAUAAAACAUGAUUCUAAAGGUGCAGAUAUUUCCUUAGAAGUUACUAAUGAGACCUCUAAAAAUGAAACACUGGGAGACUUCAGUGAACAAACAAAAGGUUCAGCCUUGGAUGAAAAGUGUAGAUUCUCAGACAAAGUGAUUAUUGAGGAAGGAAAAGGACAUACUUAUGAAGCUUGCAAAAGCAACAACGCCAGACACGUGGAGACAGCGGCUGGCACGUACCAGCGAGCAGGGGGAGCCCAGGCUGUGCGUGUGCUGGUGCCCCCACCCAGUCAGAGCGGCUGUCAGGAAGACGCGGCGACACAGUCCUGGGUGCACGAUUUCAGAUUUCCAGGAAAACAUUCCAUCAUAAAGCUACAGAAUCCUGAAACUUGUGAAGAAGUAUUUAAGAGAGAAAAACAUGUAGGGGUGUUCCAGAAGCCACUAGGAUUGAUGAUACCCCAUAGAUACUGUAAAUUUCAUUUUAAUACAUUCCGUGGCUGUGAGCGAUCACCGUGCAAGUUUGCGCAUGUGCCUGAGCAGGGCGAUGAGAAGGUGUGCAUGGAUGUGUUCAAGAAAUAUAUAAGUGUCAAUGAGCUGUGUUUGCUGCAGCGUGCAGUGAGCAUGUUCCUGGAGUACUACAGGAAGUUCCCUCCGGGCGUGCACUUCGAUGCCCAAGUGCUCAAUGACCUUCUGAGUGCCUUGCUCAGACACUGCUUGUUGAAAGAAGUGCUUCAGGUGGUGAGCCUCGGCCUCACGGUUAACAUGCUGCCUGCUCUGAAAAUAUUGCUGAAAGUAUUCGAGCACGUGGCAACUAUGAAAUUAAGGAAUGCGGUACCUGCUCUAAUCGAUGUCUUCUGUAAGCUUGUCGAGGCUGGGAUGCUGCUUGACCCAGAACACUGUAAUUACAUCAUUAAGCUCCUGCACCAAGUACAGGCUUCCAAAGAAGAAGUAAGUGCAGUGCUGGAAGUGAAGUCCAGGUUACAGAUGAGGCAAUUCACCAAGAACUGGAAGUGGGACUUAGAUGCGGCCUUGACUGAGAUAGAGCAUUGUAAAGAAAAAGGUGACUGGACCAAAUUGGGAAAUUUAUACAUUAACAUAAAAAUGGGCUGUGAAAAUUUUGUAGAUUUCCAGAGACUUUGUGCUUGUAUUGCUGAAGCACUAACAAAAGACUCUCAAGAAGAAAGACCGUGCGUCCCUUUCUGUGAAUUUGCUGAAACAGUUAGCAAAGACCCACACAAUAGCGAAGUAGACAGAACCCUGCUGGGAAGGAUCGGAAUCAGUGCCCUGUACUCCUGUCACAGGCUGUCCCAGUGGCCCAAGGGAAGGAAGGUCUUAGAUAAACUAUAUGAGUUAAAAAUACACUUCACAAGUUUAAAAGGGCUAAUAGGGCCCGAGAGAUUAGCACCGAGGUGUCAAAUUGUGAACGUUGCUGCUGAGAUCUUUCUGAAAAGCGGAAGCCUGGACGGUGCCAUUUGGGUGUUGAGGGAGUCACAGUGGACCAUCAGCACGCCCCUGUGGCCAUGUGGCAGACUGGAUGUGCUCAGCCGGCGUGCUCUGCUCUGUACGAUUGCACACGAGAUCUUGGGCAAGAGCCUGUACAGACAGACAUUUGAAGUUCUGCAGAACCUGCCGGGCUUUCAGAACUCCCAAGAAAAAGUGGAAGUCUCACAGUAUAGCCUUCUUUUCAAUAAGCUUCUAGAUGCCUGUAUAGAAAGCAACAGUCUUGGAAGGAGCUGUUUAUGGCUCAAAGCCAGAGCCCACUACAAAAGUGCUCUCUCCCUGGGGUGCUACCCGCCAUCGGAGGGACGCAUCUACCGCAAACUCCUGCUGAUCCCUUCUUACUUAUCUGAGAUCGAAAUGCUUUUAGCUGUGGAGGUCUUCCUGGUAGCCAACGCGAGCAGUAUCCAGAGUCCGGGCGCGUCCACACAGGCACUGCAGAUCGUUUUGAAAAGAUGUGAAGAAAACAAAUCUCGGAGCAAAGACGACUACCAGGCCGCGGUAAGAAGGCUGAUCACUGCCGCCCGUAUUUCAGACCCGAAGCUCUUCAUCAAGCACGUGACGGUCAACGUGGACAAGGAGCAGGUGUGCAGCCUGGAGCCCUGCUCCGCCCUCAAGUGGCUCAGGGAGAACCUGAAGUGGGCCGCCAAGGUCUGGCGCUUCAGCGACCGCUAGUCCCAUAGGCUGUUUGUUUGUUUAAGUUUAAUCAUUGUUGAAAUGAA